This is a messenger RNA of Effrenium voratum, 845 nucleotides long. Lineage: Eukaryota; Dinophyceae; Suessiales; Symbiodiniaceae. The record is from the annotation of a GenBank genome assembly.
CACGUUUCAUGCGCGCAUCGCAAUGGCAACCGCCGCGAUCGUCGCGGCACGCCACAACCGGCAGAAGCAUACCAAAGAUGAUGGGGCUGAGAGGCGGCGCAGGUUCGCUCAGAAACUGGCACACGACCAACGACGAGCUGCGGAACGCUUCGACCAGCUGGAUGCAUUCUGCCUCGGGGUCAUCAACAAAUCCCAACUGGAGGUGCUGCUUAGCGAGAUCGUGGUGAAGCACCCACCUCAGGACCCCAAGGCCGCCAAGUACAUGUGGAGACUGCUUCGGGUGGAGGAGCCUCAUGCGGACAAAGCGCCGGCGAAACAGGAGGCGAAGACGCAGUCUUCGGAGCAUCAGGCUCUGAUAUCAACAGGCGUCGAGGAGGCUGGUGAGGCCGAGCACGAACAGCUCUUCUCUCGCGCGCUGGUUCUCAGCGUGGUAACGAAGAUGCGAUACUACAUGUGCCAUGCCAAUGACGUGGACACAGUGUUCGACAAGUUCGACCUCAACCAAGACGACUUCCUUGACGCCAAAGAGCUGCAAGCAGCCUUGCAAUUCAUCGAGGACAAGGGCGGAGAUCGAGAAAAGUUCGGCGUCCUGAUCCCGGUGGUUGUGACCAGUGAGGAUGUUCGGUGGGUCCUCGCGCAGUGCGACACGGUGAAGGGCCGUGUUAGCAGAGAGGAGGCGGUGGUGGCCAUGGCCAUGUGGCACGCCCUGGCGGACAACAACUUCGCGCAGCAGUCCAGAUGCUGCUGCCUGCAGUGAAAGCGACGUGAGGACCUGGCCGAAACGGCCGGGUCCCGGCCGGGUUUUUGUUGCUGGUUCUCAUGCUGUGUUUUUGGAGUCGGUUCCC